AUGAAGGAGUCCGUCUAUAUUAAGCUUCCUGAAAAAGAAUACAAGCACCCUAUGAAUAAUAUCUACUUCUUCUCUAUCUUCAUCAAAUUUACUAAAGAUAGCCCCAUUUACGUCCUGAUCUACAUCGAUAACCUGCUUAUCACUUCCCCAGCCAAAAAGCUUAUUGCACAAUUCAAAACUAAACUCGUAAAGCACUUCGACCUCACUAACAAAGGAGAAGUCAAGCGGUUUCUAAGAACAGACAUCAUUCGUCAGGACUACAUCGUUAAAACCCUAGUAAAAUUCAGUCUUACUAACCUAAAUAGCACCUCUACUCCUAUAAAUAAGAGGCUAAUUCUCGUCGUGAAUCCGGCUAAAGCUACCCUCAAAAAGAUCUUCCACUAUUUACAAGGCUUAAAGGACCUAUAUAUUUUCUUUGUGAAUAAGCGAUAUUAUUUAACCAAGGGUCCCGCCACUGUUUACGACACCAAGAAUCGAAUCUUUAAAAAACAACCCUACGUUGCGACCUCAAUUACUGAAUCCAAGUAUAUCGCACAGUUUACCCGCCUACUCACUGAGCUUCGCAUCCAGAUCUUCAAACCUGUCAAAAUCAUAGCAGACAACAAUGGAGCUAUCGCACUCACUAAAAACCCCGUUUUUCAUACGAAUACAAAACAUAUCUCUAUACGAUUUUAUAAGAUUCAGGAAGAAGUUAAAGCUAGCAACAUCGUCUUUACAAAGAUCCCCAUGGCAGAAAUGGCAGCAGAUAGCUUCACUAAACCCCUCGCCCACAUCCUAUUUCAACAUUGGGUAACCAUAUUCAAUCUGAGGAAGCUUCCUGACGAUAUACUUCGUACAAAUACGACCUCCGCAGCUCUCCAUACUACGGAUCCCCAUACUAGCAACUCGCCGACACAACCCCAUACUAGCACUUCGUCAGUAGAAAAUAUCGUCACCAACAUCCUUUCACUAGAUUCCUCACUCGUAUGA
Penicillium brevicompactum is the source of this 969-nucleotide messenger RNA. RefSeq names its product Ty1/Copia family ribonuclease HI. The record is from RefSeq and is a predicted model, not a curated record. Bases 1 to 969 code for a protein of 322 amino acids. The transcript has 7 exons. NCBI's taxonomy places the organism in Eukaryota, Fungi, Ascomycota, Eurotiomycetes, Eurotiales, Aspergillaceae.